Fonsecaea erecta is the source of this 3822-nucleotide messenger RNA. RefSeq lists its product as hypothetical. Gene Ontology annotation, biological process: phosphorelay signal transduction system; protein autophosphorylation. Gene Ontology annotation, molecular function: phosphorelay sensor kinase activity; histidine phosphotransfer kinase activity. Bases 1 to 3822 code for a protein of 1273 amino acids. The transcript has 3 exons. Lineage: Eukaryota; Fungi; Ascomycota; Eurotiomycetes; Chaetothyriales; Herpotrichiellaceae. The record is from RefSeq and is a predicted model, not a curated record.
AUGGCUCGAGAAGCGGCGCGUGAGCGCGAAAUGUACUAUCAACCAUGGCUUGAAACCUUCCUGUCGACCGACUUCGAACCUGCCACAGACUUCCCGCCCUCUACUGACCAGGCCGCAGCCCAUCGACCACGAUCUUCCAGGGAUAAGGCCUUGACAGCCUUCGCGCAACUGGGCUGUCUCCGACUAAAUGCCAAAAGAUGCGUAGUCACUUUGCUAGGCACUACGAAACAAUACAUCAUAGCCGAGGCUACCAGAUCUCUGUCUCUGUUGAGCGACGCUUAUCACGACGAUGGAGAUGAAUUGUGGUUCGGAAAUUCUUUCAUUGAACGAGCGGAUGGCAUAUCGGCCGAUGCCAUGUAUCCUGACAAUUAUACCGCCUAUGAUCCAGAUGGCUCAUCUUUCACCAGCCCUGCAUUGGUCAUUAACGACGUCUCGACCCAUGAGAAAUAUGAAACUCGAGGCUACGCUGGUCGGGGCGUUUCCUUUUACUGUGGUGUACCAAUCACCACACCGCAGGGCCACGCCAUCGGUGUUUAUACUGUUACUGACGACAAACCACGUUCGAGCCUUUCGGCAACCGAACUUCACUUCCUUCUCGAUAUGUCAGUUAUUGUCAUCCAACAUCUGGAAACCGUGCGGAACGAUCGUGCCAGGAAGAGAGGGCAGCGCCUCAUACACGGCAUUGGGACCUUCAUCGAGGGCGACAAGGCUGAAAUCAGUCCUGAGAAGGGUGCCAGUUCCCAGGAUGAUAAGCCGACUGACUUCAAAUCCAACUCGAACCUCUCAUCAGAGACCACUAAGACCCAGGGAUCCAUGGGCUUGAUGAUCGGCGACGCAAAUACACCUAUUGAAGAAGCCAAACGAAAGGGGGUCUUGUCCCGCGACCGUUCAAAUGACAGACCGACACCGACGGCUGCGAGCCUUGGUCAGGGAAAUAACCUCGACCACGUGUCGAGCCAGACACAGACGGCGCAGCGUCCCAAAACGGCCAAGGACAAGAUAUUACAGGAGUCUCGGCAGGUAUUUGAUCGUGCUGCAGCUGUUCUCCAAUACAGUCUGGGCGCCGCUGGGGUCGUAUUCCUAAAUGCGAGCUCCGCUAACCUGAGUUCAGGCUCGAGCAUGAAAACUUCUGGAGCUGCGGUGUCUCAAUUCCAUCAUGCUACUUACAGUGGAAUAAGCCACUCCGACCAUCAGAACGGGAUCCAGGAAGCUGGCUCGCCAGAAAAUGGAGCAGGAGACGGUUCUACAACUUCCAGCGACGAUACUGCGAGUACACGCAGUAGCAGUGACUCAUCGGCUUCACAUAGCAAGAGACAAAAAUGUGAGAUUCUGGGUCUUCGCACAGUCGAUCCCAAUCAGUCGAUCAGCAUUGCCGACCCGACUAUGCGCCGUCUAGUCCGCCGUUAUCCAAAGGGGAAAUGUUUUACAUUCAACCAGUUUGGACAACCGGCCUCCAGUGACGAGAGCUCCGAGUCUGCGUCCGCUGCGGAUGUUUCCCAACAGGUUCCUGAUCAACAAUCAAAAGGAGUAAGACGUGCUCCCGUGACCAAUUCUCUGCUGAAAGCACUUCCUGGUGCGAGGAAGAUUGUUUUUCUGCCGCUAUGGGACUUUGCGAAAGAGCGGUGGCACUCUGGAUUGAUUGUAUGGUCCAAUGAUCUAGGCGGCCUGAUUAACAUUGAAGAUGAUAUGGUUUACCUCAAAGCUUUCAUUAAUGCUGUGGUGAACGAGCUCAACCGUAUCGAUUUAGCGCUGUCCGACACUGCCAAGUCAACAUUCCUUGCCAAUAUCUCUCAUGAGCUGCGCUCGCCUCUUCAUGGUAUUCUGGGCAGUAUUGAAUUUCUUCACGAUACUGCAAUGGAUGACUUUCAGUCGUCUAUGGUCAUUAGCGUUGAGACAUGUGGAAAGACGCUGCUUGACACAGUGAACCAUGUUCUUGAUUACGCCAAGAUAAACAGCCUAUCCAAAUCUCAGCGCCAGGAUCCAGCUUCUACACUGGGCCCUUCGCAACGAAUCAAAAGUGAAACCAAUCUGACGGAGGAUUUUGAUAUGGCGGUGGUGGUCGAGGAAGCGGUUGAAGCUGUGUACGCUGGGCAAGUCUUUCGGACCGCCAACGCAGAUGCGCUGGAAGGCAAAUCGCCCGUACAGACCUCCGCGAGUCGAGCUAUGCAACAACGACUAGAUCGAAGGGCCAACGUCAGCAAAGGCGAGGCCAAAGAAUCGAGUGCUGUUCGCCUUACCUUGAAUAUCGACGAUCAUACCAGCUGGUGGGUCAGAUCCCAACCUGGGGCUGUCAGGCGGAUUGUCAUGAACAUUCUUGGCAAUGCAUUGAAAUAUACACCCAAAGGGAGUAUCAAUGUCGGGCUCGAGGUUGAUCGCUCCCGAAAGGAGAGUAGCUCAAAUCUGCACAUGCUGCUGAAGAUUGCUGACACCGGCCGCGGCAUGUCUGACGACUUCAUGAAGAAUCACGCAUUCACUGCGUUUUCUCAGGAAGACACACUAGCAACGGGUACCGGUCUUGGACUCAGCAUUGUCCGACAGAUUGUCGACUCUCUCGGAGGAAAGAUCGACCUGUCCAGCGAGAAAGAUGUCGGUACCGAAGUGAGAAUCUGGCUCCGGCUUCCAAAGAGCCAGAAAGAUGUGAGUUCAUUUACCGAGGCCAACGUCGUUGCAGACAUGCGCCAGCGCGUCACGGGACGUGAGAUGUGCAUGCUCUUGCCGUACGAUGAGAAGAAUAACGAGACAGAUGUCCGUUACCUGGUCCCGAUGCCGACAAUAGAAAGCUCAAUGCGGAAUUUGGUGUCUCAGUGGUUCCGGAUGAAGAUCACCACGACGAAGACCAUGGAUGGCAUCUCACCCGACUUCUUCAUUUAUCCUGAGCCCCCGCCUAUUGACUACCUUAUGGACUACCACGGGAGAGCAGAAACCGAAAGAGAAAUCCCCGUCAUCAUAUUGUGCGCAAACGCAUUCGAAGCUGCAUCCUUGAGAUCCAAUGGGAUACACUAUCUCACCGACAUUGGUAGAGUCAUUGAGGUGAUUGCGCAACCCUGUGGCCCGCAGAAACUGGCGAAAGUACUGAAUAGGUGUAUGCAACGGUUGGAGCUGCUGCUGAAGGACCCUCACGAAAAACCCUCGAAGACGGCUGCAUUGCCAUUCAAUCGAACCCGGAAACCAAACAAAGAGAGCUCUCAGACCAGCGAAGAUACAACCGGGCAGGGCGAAGAAUCGGUUCAAGACGUUGACCUUGCCACCAUGGCUGACGGUGAUGAUACGGCCAAGCCCAAAUCAAAUGAUGCUUCGAGCAGGGCUCCCGCAGAGAUCCACUCCUGGCCUCGAAAACCGUCAUCGACAAAGAUGGGCACCUCGGAAGAAGUCGUUACACUAAGUCAGUCGGAUGUUGCCAAAAGUGAUGCUUUGCCUCAAGAACCCGACGCAAACAACCCCCGAGUCCUAGUAGUCGACGAUAAUCACAUUAACCUGCACCUCCUGGUCACUUUCGUUCGCAAAGCUGGCCACCCCUUCGAAUCAGCCACUGAUGGCUUGAAGGCUCUAGAAGCAUACAAGAAGAGCGUCCGCGGAGGGGGUCGACGGAAUGCCUUCAAAUAUAUCUUUAUGGACAUCUCAAUGCCAGUGAUGGAUGGCAUCGCUUCCGCCAAAGAGAUUCGACAAUUCGAGAAAAACAACAAGGUUGAUCCGCCUGCCAAGAUAAUUGCCUUGACGGGAAUGGGUAGUGACGUUGCCCAUAACGAGGCAUUAGACGCAGGGUUUGAUGAGUUCUUGAGUAAGCCGAUUAAGUUCAAGGACCUACAGAAACUGCUUGUCUGA